Molecule: messenger RNA, 4347 nt
Organism: Sordaria macrospora k-hell
Lineage: Eukaryota; Fungi; Ascomycota; Sordariomycetes; Sordariales; Sordariaceae
Biological process (GO): carbohydrate metabolic process
Molecular function (GO): hydrolase activity, hydrolyzing O-glycosyl compounds
Source: RefSeq, a predicted model, not a curated record
AUGUCCGCCGACAACCAGAAGCCGAAACAACCUGCGGCCGAGGAUGGCUUCUGGCACAACGGCAACUUCUUUGCCUGGGCACCUCCAGUUACCAAACCUCCACCGGCACGGAUUCCCACUCGACUUGUAGUAGCAGCCAUUCUACAUGACCCUACAAAAGAUGUAGAGGUAGUUACAGAAAGCACAACAAAGGCUCUCGAGAAAGCCACCACCACCGCCGCCGAGGUUCCUGCUCUUCGCCCAGCCACCGACACUGUCAUCCCAGUUCCGACUCCCAAUCAACAGCCCGAGUCCACAAGCACAUCGCAAACAACCGAGUCAAAACCAGAGACAACCACCUUUGUCUCACACAACGGCCACACCUUUGCUUGGGCGCCCGCCGUCACAAACAACGUCAGCCAGACCGUGCAACUACGACCACUUCCCAGCCAUCUGCUCCAACCAUUCAACCCACCCCCGAGCAUAGCUUCUCGCACAAUGGCCAUUCGUAUGCCUGGGCUACGAGAGAGUGUUUGGAUUGGACGCAUCAUCAUCAUCAUCAUCAUUACAUCAUCAUCAUCAUCAUCAUCAUCUGUGACAAAACAACAGUCAGAGCCUCAGUCGAAACCAGACACCAAUAUGAUCGACGAUUUCUCUCACAACGGUCACUCCUUUGCAUGGGCCUCAUCCGAGACCACACGCCAGUCGGAUUCCAGGUCGUUGAUGCCGGCCAUGAUGACGUCGAAGCUGGUGACUGCAAAGUUGGAGCAAAUCCGACAAAGAAUGGCAGAACGUCCUGAAGCCGACAUAGGGGCUUUGGACGCCGCAUUGUCCCGUGCCACAAAUUCUUCGCAACAAGUAAACGAGUGGAGGAAGACGUGGCUGGACGAACUUGUACGAAAGUCACAUACAGAGCCCAAGCGAAAAAGGCUGGAUCUUCAGCAAGAAGCGCUGGAUAUUCAGCAAGAAGCGAUGUGUCUUCAGCGAGAGGCGCAGGGCAGAGCUGGAAUUCCUAUUUCGACAUAUCCACCACCGCAGUCGCACCCUCUGCAGCUCCUAAGCAGCCCGCCCAAACUUUUCAAAGACUUUCAGGGUGAACUUGCCGUGGCCCGACGCCUAGCAGUAUCCAGCAUCACUCGCAGUCAAGAUUUCAGCAGCUGUCGUAUUGAUGAUGAUCUUCACGAAGAACUUCGCAACCUUCGUACCAUACCAACCAGGACAAUGGGCGAGCGCCGCCCGUUAUCUCGCUCUUACCCCCAGCACCAGGCCGCCCCAGUCCAGGACUGGAUCGCCCAACAGACAGCCUUCGAGCCACUCCCCAGCAAUGUCACCGCCGAGCCUCCCAAAGACCUUCCUAGCCGAUAUUCCUUCGACAACAAGAUCGACAAACCCCAAGGCGAUGUUCCCAGUCGAUACUCCUUCACGGCCGAUCCUGUCGCGAACCCGAAAUCAGUUGUCCAAGGCCAAGGCCACAAAGGUCAUUAUCGCUUCAGCGUUCUCACCGAUAAGCUUGUUCGAUUCGAGUGGUCCCAAGACGGCGGCUUCGAAGACCGCGCUUCCACAACGGCAUUCUUCAGGUCUUUCCCUACCCCCGAGUUUCAGGUCGACGAGAACAAAGACAAACUGGAGAUCGUAACAAAAUACUUCCACCUGAGCUACGACAAGAACCAGUUCUCGUCUGACGGUCUGACGGUCAAGGCUGGAAACGAUGUCUGGCACUACGACGGCAAGAGCUAUGGCGAUCUGGGCGGCACUGCAAGAACUCUGGACCGGGCCGACGGGCGCAUCCCUCUCGAGCCGGGUGUCUUGUCUCGCAAAGCCUACGCCGUGCUCGACGACAGCGCCUCCAUGCUGUUCGAAGACGGUUGGAUUGCCACCAGGAAACCUGGCCGCAAGGAUGGCUAUCUCUUUGCCUACCACGGGGAUCACAAAGCAGCCAUCAAGGACUUUUACCGUCUCUCGGGCGGCCAGCCGUUGCUUCCUCGCUGGGCUCUAGGAAACUGGUGGUCUAGAUACCAUGCCUACUCAGACAAGGAAUAUUUGGCGCUCAUGAAGAGGUUCGCAAAUGAGAAUAUCCCCCUCAACGUUGCCGUCAUCGACAUGGACUGGCACAAGGUCAACAUUCCUUCCAAGUACGGCUCCGGAUGGACAGGUUAUAGCUGGAAUCCCGACUUGUUCCCGUUCCCAGAGAACUUCCUCGACAGUCUCCAUAGCAUGGGUCUCAAGGCCACCGUCAAUGAUCAUCCGGCCGACGGAAUCCGCGCCUUUGAGGACCAGUACAAAGUUGUGGCCAAGGCCCUGGGUCACGACAUUUCAAAGGAAGAACCGAUUCGCUUUGAUUGCACCGACAAAAAGUUCCUCGACGCUUACUUUGAUGUCCUCAAGGCCAACUUGGAGGAAGAGGGCAUCGACUUUUGGUGGAUUGACUGGCAACAGGGCAACCGAUCGCGCAUUCCGGGUGUUGACCCCCUCUGGGUGCUCAACCACUACCAUUACCUCACCAGCCGUCGCAACGUCAAGACUACAGCGACGCCCAUCACCUUCUCCCGAUACGCCGGCGCCGGCUCCCAUCGCUACCCCAUUGGCUUCUCUGGCGACACCCUCAUCACCUGGGCUUCGUUGCAAUUCCAGCCCGAGUUCACAGCGACAGCAUCCAACAUUGGCUAUGGCUGGUGGAGUCACGACAUCGGCGGCCAUUACGCUGGUGUGCGCUCCAACGAGCUGACGACACGCUGGGUCCAGUUCGGCUGCUUCUCGCCCAUCUUGCGACUGCACUCGGAGAAGAGCCAGUGGAACUCGAAGGAGCCAUGGCUGUACGAACCCGAAGCCCGCAAGGUGAUGACCGAGUACCUCCAACUUCGCUACCGCCUCAUCCCGUUCCUCUACACCAUGAACGUGCGCGCUUGCUACGAAUCCGAGCCCCUCAUGCAGCCCAUGUACUGGAAUCACAAGGACGAAGAGGCCUACACGGUGCCCAAUCAGUACUACUUUGGUCCAGACCUGAUCGUGGCCCCGAUCACCACGCCAAACGAUUCGUCCACCCUCAUGGGUAGCGUCCGCGCCUGGCUCCCGGAUACCGGCCGUCGGUACAUUGACAUUCGCCAUCCCAGUCUCGUCUACGACGGAGGCCGCUACGUGGACGUUCACCGUCCUCUGUCGGAGAUCCCGGUUUUUGCCAGGGAGGGAACCAUCAUCCCGCUGGACACGGCCAGAUCUUCAGGAUACCGUAAACACGGCGUCACCAGGCCCCGUUCAAUCACCAUCCAGCUUGUCGUCGGCGCGGACGCCUACUUUGAGCUCGUUGAGGAGCCAACCGAUGCUGUCCCGGCGGCACAGGCGGACCGCCCUGAUCCGUCCACCUUUGUCCGUACCCCGAUCCGCUGGAACCAGAAGGAGGGCAUCCUCACCAUCGGGCCAGAGGUCAACGGGAAGGGUGAGAAUCGGACGUGGACGCUUGAGUUGCUGGGUCACACCGAGAGAAUGAACCCGGACAUUUAUGGAGAAGACGAUGACGUGGACGAUGAAGCUUCUACAAGCGACCCAGAUGCCGGUCGAAACCAAACGGAGCGAGCCCAACGAAAACGCCGGAGAGAUAUACUGCGCAACACCGCUCUCCCGGGUGUCGUCCACGACCCCAGCCUCGCGGCGUUCAUUCCUGGUUACGGACCGGAACCACAUGCUGAGCAUAGUACCAGGCUGCACUUGGGUACCACUGGCACCAAGCCCGGAAUGUUGAGCUUUUUUCAGAUGCAGAGUAUGUUGGCCGCCCGCGCCCCCUCGCAGCAGUCGCAGGGCAAUAACGCCCACACGAAUAUGAUGUCUGCCGACGAAGGCAUCAACCAAAACGAGAGCCAGAGCCAGAACCCAUUCCAGACCCAAACCCAGACCCAGGACAAGAACGGCCAAACCCCGCCGGAAAAGCCCAACAAGGCUCAGGAGCAGCUCGUGUGCAAGCUCGGCAAGAACCUCCAGCUGGACGUGGUUGAUAUUCACGCUAGGUUGCAUCACAUGCUCUACAGGUGCGAGAUGGAGUACCCGAUGAAGCAGAUCAUUCUUGACCUUGUGACGAGGGAUGGGGGGGCACCGGUGAAGGAGAGGGUGGAGAGGUUGUGGAAGAUGGGAAAUGUGCCGGAGAGCGUCAAGAGCGCGGUGAUGGAGAUUUGGGCGGCUGAUUCGAGGAGUAAGGGGAGUGCGGCUGGGGUUGUUUACUUGAAGGGGGGUGAGGUGUUUCAGGGUGCGUUGGGUGCUCAGGUGGAAGGGGAGAAGAAUGAUGAUGAAGCGGAGGUGGUGGUAAAGGAGCGGGACUCGGGAAGCGAAAAGGAGUGGGAGGAGGACGUUAGGAGCGAGCAGAGUUAUGAGUUUGUUUGA